This is a messenger RNA of Caenorhabditis remanei, 2481 nucleotides long. RefSeq lists its product as uncharacterized. The transcript has 2 exons. Gene Ontology annotation, biological process: innate immune response. The coding region runs from base 1 to 2481 and encodes 826 amino acids. Gene Ontology annotation, cellular component: membrane raft. The record is from RefSeq and is a predicted model, not a curated record. Lineage: Eukaryota; Metazoa; Nematoda; Chromadorea; Rhabditida; Rhabditidae.
AUGUCCUCAUCUACCAACGACUUUGAAAAAGUACUCCGUGAUUUUAUUCCGAAAGAGCUCAUUCCGCCAACAUGGAAGUUUGACGAGAAUAAAACACGCGUGAAAAACAUCCAAUCUCUGUUGAAAGGAGGUCAACUCAAUAUGUUCGAGCACGCUGAGCAACUUGAAAUACAAAUCGGCGACUACAUGUGUUUCCCAAAAAAUGUAGAGUAUUUCAAGAUGGACCCAUUUGAACGAAUUGCUCCAACUCCAAUGGAAUACCUGAGUUUGAAAAAGAAAGAAUAUAUUCACAAAAGCGAUUUGUGCUUAAUGUUUGAUUACGAUGAAAUUUUCCCGGAGGCGGGAUGGCAAAGGAGUGCGGCUGAUUGGAUUCUGAACGAGUGUUGGACGAAGAUGCAGUUUGGAGACCACCACGAGAUGAUAGUGAAUCCGGAUAUGGAGAAAAUUAUUGAGGAAAUUAACAAGGCUUUGGAUCAACAGGACUCUGUUAUCAAAACACUCAACACUUCUCAAAAGGCAACGUUCUAUGAGACAUUCUCGGAUAAAAUGCCAGUAAAAACUGUCAUGAGUGAUUUCAUUUUGGGUUGUAUGGAGGAUAUUGUUGAGCAGUAUCCAGUGAAGAAAUAUUCUGCGGAGCUCUCUAGAAUCCUUGCUGGAGUUGCAUUGGUUAUGGAAGCAGUCGAGGAUUUUGUUAGAAACGAAUCCAUCCACUUGCCACCACUCAACUCAGUACCCCUGACGAAACCAGUCAUCCGACUCUUCUCGAUUGACAAAAAUCGUUUUGUGAUGGCUCACGAGUUGCUCAAAACACUCAAGAAUUGUAAUAUAGAUGUAUCCGGAUUCGAGAAGGAAGUAAAUGGAAUGCCGAAACUGUCAACAUUCACUUUCAGAGAAGUUGUAGAGAAGGUCGAUAAGGAUGUUAUGAAGAAUCUGGAAUUUGUGAAAAUGGAAACAGAUUCUCACUUGAUGUUCAAACAGACGCCUAUCCCGACUUACGAUGGCGGCUACUGUAUCCUUGCAGUGGAUGCUCUCCGUGAUAUUCUUAUGGAAAUGAUCCUUGCGAAGAGGGUGUUCCAGGCAAUUGAAGAAAAGGAUUGGAUUCAUAUCAAGAAGUUUUUCAAGUCAAUUGAAUCUUACUUCGAUCAGACCAGAGGAGUUUACUUUAUCGAUUUGAAGGAUGCCAAGACGAUCAAGGAGCUAUGGGAGAACAUCUACAACACCCAUUUGAAGCAAUCCUCACCGAGCCCAAAACUGAAGAAGACUUCAAAAAUGACUGGAUCACAGUCUAGUCACUUGCAUCUAGCGGUGUUGCAUUGUCAAAUCAAUAGUCUCGUCAGAAAAGUUCCGAUGCUGCUGAAAUUCAUUCAUAAGCAAGGAGCAUGUGACAGGUUGAGUAUUGUGGGAUGUGAGUUGUGUGAUGGGAAAGCACUGGUGGAGGAAAUUGUAGAACCACUAGGAUCAGAAAUUGAAGAAGAGGCCCUAUCAUCAGAAGAUACUAAGUCAGAAACCGAAGAAUCGAGUGCUGAAGCACCGGAGCAAACUGCUGAUACUGAAGAGAAGCCAUCCCAGAAAAAGAAGAAAUCGAAGAAGUCAAAACAACCGACCCCACCGGAAGAAGCCAAACCAAAACAAUCGAAUGCGUGUCCGAAAUGCGAACGAGCUGGAAAAUUCACUCGAGAAGCCAAUGAGAAGUUGAGACUUUCGAAGAUUGAAGUGAAGCAAUUGAAGAAGGAUCUUAUCAGAAACCAAUUGGAAAACGAGGAGAUCAAACAGAAAGUGAUGGAUAAGGAUGAGAGAAUUCGGAUGUUGGAGAGACUUCUGGAAGAGAAGGAUGACGUCAUCAAAGAGCAAGCGGCAAUAAUUGAAGAUCUCCGGAGAGUUCAGGAGAAAGAAGACAGUCAAACUGUAAUCGAUGAAGAGACUGCAAAGAUUGAAGACGUCAAAUCCAACCUUCUGGCUAUCAAGGGAGUUCUUCGCACAGACAGUCCGGUUACCAAAUGCACUGAUAUCGUGAACCGGCUCAUCAUGAACACCAAAAAUAAGAAAACCAAACAAAUGGCAGAAAUGGAGAUGAGAAGAUUCACCAAGGAGGCUACGGAAUAUAUGGAAGCUGUGGAUGAUCGACUUGCCAUGAUCCAAUGCAAUCAAUUUGACGCAGCCGAAGAAAUCCCAGAGCUCCCGGAGUUUCCUGUAUUCUCUCAAGGAUUUCGAAGCAUUUAUGAGAAUAUUAUGAAGUCGAGACCGCCCGUGAUCUGCCAACAACUCCUAUCACCAUCAGAAAAGGUUUCAGAUGAGUUAGAAGACACCGAGUGUGUGAUCUGUCUUAACAACAUGGACCUGGAGGAUGAGACUACAAAAUGUGGGUGUUGCAAGAGGAGAUAUCACAAUGGAUGCAUUCAAGAUUGGCUGAAAGUGAAGAUGACUUGUCCAACUUGCAAUUCAGGACUUUUGGACGAACAGGAGUUUCCAGUGUUGGUUUGA